Molecule: messenger RNA, 1252 nt
Organism: Morus notabilis
Lineage: Eukaryota; Viridiplantae; Streptophyta; Magnoliopsida; Rosales; Moraceae
Product: 2-hydroxymuconate semialdehyde hydrolase
Exons: 4
Coding region: 188-1105 (305 amino acids)
Molecular function (GO): catalytic activity
Source: RefSeq, a predicted model, not a curated record
GCCUCUUAAUUUUUCCUUCCCCUAUUCGUUCAUCGUCUCUCAAACUAGGGAGAAAGGAAACUGUAGAAACCGUUUUCCCACGAAUUUUCCACCCUCCCAAACACCAAUUCACUUCUUUCCCCUUCCAUGAACGCAUAGCAAAGCCUCAAAUAUUUUCUCUCUCUCUAUCUACAAAACCAAGACGACAAUGCUGCCGUCGUUUCUCAGCCCCGUCGCCUUGUACGGCAGCUACCUCCGCCGCUGCUUCUCCGCCGCGGGCCUCUCUCCCCAAACCCUAGACAUCGACGACGAAACCACUAUGCACUUCUGGGGGCCCGACCCGGCCCGAUCAGGCGGCGCCGGAGGCAAGCCGGCUCUGGUCCUGAUCCACGGCUUCGGCCCGGUGGCCACGUGGCAGUGGAGAAGGCAGGUGCAGUUCUUCGCCCCCAAAUUAGACGUCUACGUCCCCGACCUCGUCUUCUUUGGCGAGUCGACAACCAAGUCGGCGGAGAGGACGGAGGUUUUCCAGGCGGCGGCGGUGGCGAGGCUGAUGGAGAGAAUAGGGGUGAAGAGGUACAGCCUGAUGGGGACGAGCUACGGCGGGAUAGUGGCGUACAAUGUGGCGAGGAUAUGGCCGGAGAGGGUGGAAAAGGUUGUGAUCGCGAGCUCGGGGGUGAACAUGAGGCUGAGAGACGGCAAGGCGCUGCUGAAGAGGGCGAAUCUCGAGAAGACGGAGGAUCUCAUGCUUCCGUCCACCGCGAAGCAGCUGCGGACGCUGCUUAGACUCGCCGUGUUUAAGCAGCCUAAUGUGAUGCCGGAGUUUGUCUUGAAUGACCUCGUCAAUAAAUUGUACUCCCAAAAAAGGAACGAAAAGAUGGAACUUCUUAAAGAACUGACCAUAGGACGAGAUGACGAGACAAAACUUUCUCCUCUCGACAAGGACGUGCUGAUAGUAUGGGGAGACCACGACAUGAUAUUUCCCUUCGAGAUGGCUGCUGAGCUCAAAGAGCUUCUUGGGAAGAAGGUGAGGCUGGAGGUGAUGAAGAACACAGGACAUAUACCCCAAACUGAAAAACCUGCAUUGUUCAACGAGAUUGUUAACAAAUUCUUGUGUGAGGCCUCGUGAUUAUGUACUUAUAUUUUGGUCAAAUUAUCACUAAUGUUGAACUCUAUUAAGUGGGCAUAAGUGAAUGUGAUUGUCUUCACUCUGGGGUUAGAACAUGAGUUGAAAAUGAUCUGUCGUAAAUUUUUUAUGUCUAUUUUCUUAAAUAAA